AUGUCUCAAAGCAAACCUUCACACUUGUUGUUGGUGGACACGACUCGGGAGCGAUCAAAUUCUGAAAUUUCCAAUGAUGAUGAAGAAGAGGACGAGGAAGAGGAGGAAUUGGUUGUGGAUCAUCAUGGAUUGAAACAAGAAGAUGAUGAUUUGAAAUCGGAGUUAAAGUCUUUGGUUUCCGAAGUGAUCGAGCAUUCAAAAGAAGAUCCAAACCAUUUGGAGGCGCCUCUUGAAAUUGAUUCGGCUUCUCAUGACGCUACCAUUAGACACAAAUUAACUGUGUUUUCAAAUUGUCUCGUGAAUGACUACAUUACCAUAUUUAAAGAUAAUUCCGAACAAAGAGAAUUGGUGUAUGACUCUUUGUUUUAUCCUCAUCAUAUCAGAUCUGUAGUGUUGCAAGAAAAGAGAAAGAAGAAAUCAUCCUCAUCAAAUCCAUUAAGCUCCCCAACUGGAAUGCCAGGUCUCAUUGACUUGGAUAGCCCAGACAACGAUAUGACCAUACUUCAUUUAUAUUACUUGAUUGCAAUUCUGAAAGAACGUCAAAGAUAUCAAAUCAAACAAUAUUUAAAUAACAAAGGAGUGCGAAUAGUUCUAUCAUCUCAAGCUGAAGAGUGUCCCAUUUUCACUGAAGACUCCAUUCAGUUUCAUUACAAUGAUUUUGGCGUCGCUAUUGAUACGUUAUGCUAUUGUCUGGAAAGUAAUAGAUAUAUAGAACUUUCUGAAGAAGGACAGGUGAUUAAGAAGUUGACAAGCUCAUUUUUGAAACCAAUUGUUAUUACAAAGAAGAAGCUUGUUGCAUUUUUGAGUCUUUAUCCUGAUUUGCUUGAAAUCACCAAACCUCGAAAACAACUGGACUUGAUUUCACUGAAGUUUAUAUGCUUUUCAUUGACUGAUAAUCAUGAGCUCGUUGACAGAUUACGUUUAGAAUUGUCAGGAAAUGUUCUGAAUCUAAUGAGAUGUGAUACUAGUGAAGUCGAAUAUUCAACACAAUUCCGUAAUCUUCCCGAGAAAAAGAUUUUAGAUAUCAACAAUGAAGAACAUAUCAAAUUGAUUUUAAGGAUAUUAUCAGAGGACUUUCCAAAAAAUAGAACUGCAUUCAAGCUCUCUGUGUUGAGAAAAGUCAUCUUCAACAAGUACGACUACAAGCCCUUCAACCUCGUUUCUUUCCUUUGCUGCUUUCCUCAACAUUUCCAAAUUAAUCCAAAAUCGAACAAGAAAGUGAAGAGAAUUUUGCCAACAGUGGAUGACUACAAGCCACGAAUUGAAAAUCUCAUGUUUGGUACAGCAGCUGAGUGUAAAAAGUCACAAUCGUCAACUAGUUCAUUGACCAAACCAUUAUUUGACCUUCCACCAAGUGACCAGUACACAGUGAUAUUUGCUACGAAUCCAUCCGACGUUGAUGAUUGGAUAGAGAAAAAUAUUUAUCACCCACUGGAAGUUGGAGGAGAACAAACUGUCGUUGUUGGAAUGGAUACUGAAUUCGAUUUGUUUAAACUCAAUAAGAAUUAUCAACUAAAUCCAGUACUUCACGAAAAAUUGUGGAAACUAUUCAAGAAACAGAAACAAUUUUCAAGUGCAACUGGAAUAUCCAUUUAUAAUAAUGCAGAAUCAGAGUAUCUCAAAACACAAUAUUUCAAAGAGUUUGAACAGACUGUAUUUCCUGACCUUAUUCAAUUAUCAACUGGUAAUUCUUGUUUGCUCUAUGGAGGUUGUGAAGGCAUUCAUGCACCAUCACCACUUUUUGUUCAACUUAUGUACGAUCAAAGAGUACUGAAAACUUGGUGUUCAUAUGGUGAGGACGUUAAGCUGAUCAAAUUAUGGAUUCAACAUUACCAUAUGGCUCCACAAGGAAAGGACUUUGAGAGUUUGAUCGAAUUAGAUGCUUCUCAAAAGGGAGCAUCUUAUCUGUGUGAACAAUUACUUGGAAUGAAAAUGGCCAAAGAACGUUCUGUCCAAGUUUCUAGAUGGUCAAGAUUGAACUUGUCGGCCAUACAGAGAAAAUACGCAGCCCAAGAUAGUUAUUUGAAUUGGUUACUUUUCUCGAAAAUUGAAUCGGAAAGAAAGGACUAUUCUACUGUCGAGGACAAGGAAGACAUUUCCUUCUCUUUGUUCGAUCCCACGACACAACUUUAA
Molecule: messenger RNA, 2133 nt
Organism: Naegleria fowleri
Lineage: Eukaryota; Heterolobosea; Eutetramitea; Acrasida; Naegleriidae
Exons: 1
Coding region: 1-2133 (710 amino acids)
Molecular function (GO): nucleic acid binding
Source: RefSeq, a predicted model, not a curated record